Molecule: messenger RNA, 6759 nt
Organism: Melospiza melodia melodia
Lineage: Eukaryota; Metazoa; Chordata; Aves; Passeriformes; Passerellidae
Gene: PPP1R12B
Product: protein phosphatase 1 regulatory subunit 12B
Exons: 26
Coding region: 1-3099 (1032 amino acids)
Biological process (GO): signal transduction
Cellular component (GO): A band; Z disc; cytoplasm
Molecular function (GO): enzyme inhibitor activity; phosphatase regulator activity; protein kinase binding
Source: RefSeq, a predicted model, not a curated record
AUGUCCGAGCCGGAGCACCUGGGCGGGAAGCGGGCCGAGUCGGCGCGGCUGCGGCGGGCCGAGCAGCUGCGGCGCUGGAAGGGCUCCCUGACCGAGCAGGAGCCGGUGGCGCCGGGGGGCGGCCGUGGCCGGCACCGCGGCGCGGGGGGGUCCCGCGUCCGCUUCGAGGAGGGCGCCGUGUUCCUGGCCGCCUGCUCCAGCGGCGACACCGAGGAGGUGAAGAGGCUGCUGGGCCGCGGCGCCCGCAUCAACACCACCAAUGUGGACGGGCUGACAGCCCUGCACCAGGCCUGUAUUGAUGAGAACCUGGACAUGGUGAAGUUCCUGGUGGAAAAUGGAGCCAAUGUGAACCAGCAAGACAACGAGGGCUGGACCCCUCUUCACGCAGUGGCAUCGUGUGGCUACCUGAACAUAGCCGAGUACCUGAUCAGCCACGGGGCCAACGUGGCUGCUGUGAACAGCGAGGGGGAGGUCCCGUCCGACAUCGCGGAGGAGGCGGCCAUGAAGGACCUGCUCCUGGAGCAAGUCAAGAAACAAGGUGUGGACCUGGAGCUGUGCAGGAAGGAGGAGGAGCAGCAGAUGCUGCAGGACGCCCGGCAGUGGCUGAACAGCGGCAGGAUCGAGGAUGUGAAGCAGCCCCGGACAGGAGCCACAGCUCUGCAUGUUGCUGCAGCCAAGGGGUAUUCUGAAGUCAUGAGGCUCCUGAUCCAGGCUGGGUUUAAUCUGAACGUCCAGGACAAUGAUGGCUGGACCCCACUCCACGCUGCUGCUCACUGGGGAGUGAAGGAAGCAUGUUCCAUCCUGGCUGAGGCUCUGUGUGACAUGGACAUCAGGAACAAGCUGGGCCAGACACCCUUUGACGUUGCUGAUGAGGGACUUGUGGAGCAUUUAGAAAUGUUGCAGAAGAAACAGACUGUGCUGCGAAGUGAGAAGGAGACAAGGAAUAAGCUGAUUGAAGCUGACAUGAAUGGCAAGCCUCAAAACAGACUCUUCACCAACAAAGAGAAGAUUCUUUAUGAGGAAGACACGUUGAAGUCCAUGGAAACUGAGGAGGAGAACAAGGACUCAAGCAGUUCUAGUUCUGAAGAGGAAGAAGCUGAAGAUGAAGUUUCAGAGUCAGAUGCUGAAAAGGAGUCAGAGAGGAAGGAAGAGCCCUUUGCCAACCACUCGAACCGGGAAUCCAGGCCCAGCAUCCCUGAGCCAGCACCUGAGCCCAACUCCUUCACUGCAUCUGCCAGAAGAUUCAGUUGGCUCAGCAAGUCAGACGAGCAGAAGGACGAGUCGCCUUCGUCGUGGCGGCUGGGCCUGAGGAAGACUGGCAGCCACAACAUGCUGAGUGAGGUCUCUGCCACUCGUGAGGCACAGAGGGAUAAAACUUCUUCCAUCUAUCGCUCCUCGUCCAGCCCUCGCAUUUCUGCACUCUUGGACAACAAGGAAAAGGACAGAGACAACAAGAGUUAUCUUGCCACCAUAGUCCCCAGAAGACUGAGCAGUACGAGUGAUACAGAAGAAAAAGAAAACAGGGAAUCUGCUGUGAACCUGGUGAGGAGUGGCUCCUACACCCGACAGCCCUGGAGGGACGAGCCAAAGGGAAACGAAGCUCCCCACUCUGGGGCACCCACUACCUACGUAUCCACCUACUUGAAAAGUGCUUCCUUUGGUAGAAGUAGUGACCUGAGCGGUCCCUACAUUUCAGCCAGUCCAUCUCUAGCUACCUCACCCAGUGCCAUUGGCUCAUCUACCUCCCUGGGCACCCCGUGGCAUCCUGUCUCUUGCUGCCCCACCUCUCUCGGUGUGAACACUCCUGCUCCAGCCCUCCACAGCACCAGAGCCCCUUUCAGGCAACAAAGUGAUUCUGCUGUAGAGAAAAACACAGAGGGCAGCAGUGGCAGCACCCCUCUAGGUGUAAUCACAAACCAUGCUGUGCUCGGCGCUGCCAACGGCGCCGCGAAUGCCGGGGCUGCCUGCCCGGGGAAGGACCUCUCGGCUGAGGAGGCCAGGGAGCGCAGAAGGUCAUAUCUGACUCCAGUGCGGGAUGAGGAAGCAGAGUCACUGAGGAAGGCACGAUCCAGACAGGCCCGGCAGACUCGCAGGUCUACCCAGGGAGUGACCCUGACGGACCUGCAGGAGGCCGAGUGCACGUUCAGCCGCUCGCGCGCAGAGCGCCAGGCGCAGGAACCGCCGAGCGACAGAGCCGAGGACAGCGGGGACAGAGCUGCGCGCUGGGCACGGAGCGCGGACGACGAGACCAUCUAUCGGCGGCUGAGGGGCCCAGCACAGCCUGAUAAACCCACAACGCCCGUGUCUCCUUCCACAGCAGCACCUCUGCUCUAUACCAGCUCAUACCUGACUCGAACAAAUAAAUACCUAGGGCUGGACUCUGUGAAUCCAGCAGAUUUCAGAGCAUCAGGCACAGAGAUGGAGAAAAAUGAGUGUGAAGAUCAGGAUUCAGACGACAGAUCCCUGAACAAACAGUCGAUCCGAGAGCGGCGACGGCCAAAGGAGAGACGGAGAGGCACCGGCAUCAUCUUCUCCACACAAGAUGAUGAAGAUGAAGUUGAUGGAAACGAGGAAGUGAAGGAAACUCGGCAUGAAAGACUUUCCAGGUUGGAGGCAGCUACGAACCCCAGCACGAGCGACUCGUCGUACGGCGAGCGCGCCUCCGGCCGCUCCAGCGCCUACAGCCGCAGGGAGAACCGGCUCGCCGCGCUCAGCAGCCGCGCCGAGGAGGAGAGCAACAGGGACUACAAGAAAUUAUACGAGAGUGCCCUGUCUGAAAAUCAAAAGCUGAAGUCAAAGCUGCAAGAAGCCCAGCUUGAGCUGGCUGAUAUCAAAGCAAAGUUGGAAAAAGCAGCCCAGCAGAAACAGGAGAAAACUUCUGACCGGUCCAGCAUGCUGGAGAUGGAGAAGAGGGAGAAGCGAGCCCUGGAGCGGAAACUCUCUGAAAUGGAGGAGGAAAUGAAGAAUCUCCACCAGCUCAAACAGAUUCACACUCUGAGGCAGAUGAAUGAGCAGCUGCUGGCUGAGAACAGGGCUCUGACCCGGGUUGUAGCCAGACUCUCUCUGCCCUCCAAGCCCAAGGAAUCAGAGGAGCUGUAGCUGCUUUCCCUCGGGCUCAUCUUGCCUCCUCUUCCUCUCCUCCAGGCAGAUUUUGACAGAGCUGAAGUCGGACAACCAAAGGCUGAAGGAUGAGAACGGAGCCCUCAUUCGAGUCAUCAGCAAACUCUCCAAAUAGGAAUCAGAGCAAAGGGAGGACAAGGAGGGGUGUCCUACACCAGCUGCCAACCCCACCACCCAGCCCUAGCCCUUCCUUCCCGUCAGUACAGCAAGUGUUUCAGCUGUGGGAUCAAUGUCACACCUGCCUUGCCCUGCCCUUUGCUGUACAUUCCCUUUCUAGCCCUAUUUCCCCCCAACACACCCCCUGCCAUUUUAUUUUUUUUUUAAUUGAUGCAUGUUGUGGUAUCUCGGACAUUUUACUCAAGGGAGAAACGUGAGGACUGGGUUUGAGCUGCCAAAACUUCUUCCAAAAGCUCAGUUUGGUUUUGGACUCUGACCUGGAGUGGGAAGCUCCUACUGUAAAAAGUGACAUCUGAAGAACUAACCCAGCAUGUCCAAGCCCUUUACAGGUGGGAAAUGUGAACCUGGGCUGGGACUCUGAGGAUGCACAUCAGCCCACAGAGAUGUGGGACUCUGGUUAAAUGUGAUGCUGUGAAAGCCACCAGAGCACAUGUUUGUCACAGGCUGAUGAGCUGUUUUGCACAGACACCUUCUCCUCUUGCCCCAGCAGACUGAGUCUUUUAUUUUAGAUAAGACUUUGAACCUGUUCAGUACCAUCAGUGCUGUGCUGAUGCUCAGUGUCAGACCCUUGUCCCUCAGCCUCCCUUUCCCCCCAGCCUGGGUGAUCCUGUGUCACUUUGUGUCCUUCCAGGGCUCCUGUCUCUGUGGUUGGCAGCAUCCAGUUGCCACCUGGACUCUUGUUCCUUGGGACAGGAUAUAUCCCAGGCACUUGCUGAGCUUUCUGAAGGACAAACUUGAACCCCUACAGACCCUCUGCUGCUCUCACCUGUGUGUGAGCCUGAAUCACCUUGCAGGGAGCUGUGCCCAUGCCAGAAACCAGGCUCCCCUUCCCAAAAGCCAUCUGGGACCUUCUCCCGCUGCCUCCCUGAAGGCAGAGCCCAUAGCAGAGCCUGGUCUGGUAUUUCAGGUACCCUCCCUUUGAUUUGCAGCAGGAUUUAUAGACAGAGAGUACCAGCAUCCUGUCCCACACACCUUGGAGAGGCCAGGGUGUGUCGGUGUCAGAGGGACAGGGAGCUGCUGGUAACUGAAUCAUGGUAAAUUAAAGUCUUCUGACCUGUCAGAAAUUUGUGAUAAGCUUAGACCUUGAAGGAAUCCCCCAGAAUUAUUCCUCUUUAAUGUUACAUGCACUCUAAACAGUUUGGAAUUGUUCUCUCCCAUGGGCAUUCAGACAUUGGCUCCUCUCUCCAUGCUGUGGGACGUCAGCAGUUCUGUCAGCUUCCCUUUAACAGACUCCUCUCCAACAGAACCUUCCCUCCCAGAGAUGUCCUGCUGUAUCCAAAAAUUCUCCCACCUACAUCCUUCCAUAUUUUCAUCCUUUCAUCCCCUUUGUCCUUCAACUCCCCAGGCUCUCUCUGGCCAAGGGCAGCAGUUCUUGGUCCCUGAACCUGGGGGUGGCCGUGGGGCAGCUCUGCCACGUUCCUGAGCAGCUCUGGCUGGGGGGACUCUCCACUACCAGAGAGAUGAGAUACUUGAACAUGAGCACAAUACUUGAGCUUGCUCAGCAGGGUAAAACUUCUCUGUCAGGCAAUCCUGGGCUUUUUCAAACCUUUUGCUGGUUAUUGCCUCAGAAAGCAUCUCUGUUUUCCUCUCUCUGGGGUUUUCUCUCUUUUUCACCCCCCUAAUUCUCCAUUUUCCCCCCUUCCCCUCCCUGUCCUGCCUGUUUCCACCUCUCUUGCUCUUCCUGGAGCUGCCAGUUCUCCCCAGGCAGCUCUGACCACAAGUUGCUCUUCAGCUGGUGGAGCCAUUGUGCAGCUGAGGCACCGUUUCUCCUGGUACACUGAGGCCCUGCCUCUGCUGCUGAGCUUUGGGAGGAAGAGACCAAAGCUGGUAAAGGCAUCAGGGUUUCUGCAGAGCACUGCCUAAGCCAGGCAUCCUUUUUAUAUUCCUUGAUUUUAACCCUGCUCUAUUUAAUGGCUUUAAGUCUUGAGAUCCAGUCAGUGCUUGCCCUGCACGCCGUCCCCUCCUGGUGCACUCUUUCUGUGAGUCCUUCUGCUGUUCUUGGUGUUUUCUCUCUUGGUGACCACUCCUCACUUCAACCUCAGGCUCUGCUCUGCUCAGGGCUCAGGAGCUCUGUCCCUUCUGUGCUCAGGGGUCAGGAGCCCUGUCCCUUGUGUGCCCAAGGAUCAGGAGCUCUGUUCUUCUGUGCCCAAGGAUCAGGAGCUCUGUCCCCUCUGUGCUGAGGAUCAGGAGCCCUGUCCCUUCUGUGCUGAGGAUCAGGAGCUCUGUCCCCUCUGUGCUGAGGAUCAGGAGCCCUGUCCCCUCUGUGCCCAAGGAUCAGGAGCCCUGUCCCCUCUGUGCCCAAGGAUCAGGAGCUCUGUUCCUCUGUGCCCAAGGAUCAGGAGCUCUGUCCCUUGUGUGCCCAAGGAUCAGGAGCUCUGUCCCCUCUGGGCUCAAGGAUCAGGAGCUCUGUUCCUCUGUGCCCAAGGAUCAGGAGCCCUGUCCCCUCUGUGCCCAAGGAUCAGGAGCUCUGUCCCCUGUGUGCCCAAGGAUCAGGAGCUCUGUCCCCUCUGUGCCCAAGGAUCAGGAGCUCUGUCCCUUGUGUGCCCAUGCAGCAGGAGGUGCUCCCCAGCUGGGCUGGAGCCUCAGGCCGUGCAUCCUGGCAGGAUGAGGAGGAGAGUUCAGAAUCAAGAUCCUGUCCUUCUCACAGGUUCCUGGCAGCAGGAAGAAGCCUGGUGUCUGUUUCAGGGAGAGGGUUCAACCCAAUCUGACAAAUCCAUCCUGCACUGAUGUUUUGCCCCUUCUUCCAGGACACUCGCUGCCUUUUUCCCAAGGGGCAGAGUGGAAAGGCUGUGGGGGCUCGUUCUGAGUGGCACCUUGCAAAGCCAAACCACUGCAGCUGCAGUGGCUGCUGAGCACUGGAUUCUCUGAGCCCUGGGCCCCUCAGCUCAGUGGCCCUGAUCAGCCAAAGCUGUGAGCGUCCCGUGCUGACGGCGCAACUGCAAAUCAUAUUCUUGAGAAUGGAUUUUCUUUGUCUCACUUCAUGCCUGACAUAACCAGUGCACUGAGGAGGUGACAAACAGGACACCUCAAACCCUGUGCUUGGCACAAGGUGCAGAGCAAAUAGGUUUUUAAAAUUGAUCCCUCUUGGAACCAGAGCAUUUGCCAGACGUGGUCUCCCUCGGGGAACAUGAGCUUUUUUUUCUAAGCAAUUGCUUGGGGUGAGUUAAUUUUUAUCGCUUGGGGUGAACCCACCUGUUGUGGCUGCAAGUUUGGUGAUGGCUCUUUGUAAAUAAAGUCCUUGGAGAAGCAGGACUGGCUGAUGAGAUGGGGAGAGAAUGUAUUUUUAUGCAACUUUUGAGUGGCCUUUCAAACCCUGAGAUGAAUGAUUUGUUUUACUGGUUGUUGUUAUAUAGUAUUAUAAGUAUUAUGUGUUUGAAAGUUUGGGAAUAAUAUUCACAGCUAUGAUGCUUGUAAACACAACAGUAUUUAUAAAUGAAUAAAGUAAGAGUUGAUAAAAUAGAA